AUCACUCAAAGCAUACAAUAUAUAUAUCUGUCAAGAAUCGAGAGUCUUGUCACACUGUUGAGACACUUGUAACUUGACCGAGUAGUCAGCCCAAAUCCAAAUAGCGAAGUCACCAUGGCAGCGCCGCCGUACGAUGGCUCUGGGAUAGAAAUAUACAACAUCCCACGAUUCACAUUCUCCAACGGAACAACACUAUAUGAUGUCAAGGUGGCAUAUCGGCGAUGGAACGCAGGAUCUUCACUUGGGACGGUGCUGAUUCCGACAUGUUUUGGGGGACACAUUAACACCACGCUCAACUUUCGUCAGGCGCCGCUGGACGCUCUCGCCGAGUACGAGGUGAUAGUGGUAGCGAUGUUGGGCAACGGCGAGAGCGCAUCGCCGAGCAACAAGGCCAUUUUCCCAGAGCCUGGAGAGCUGCGGUAUACGGAUGUGGUGAAAGCGCAGCACGCGCUGUUGACAGAGCAUCUAGGGAUAACAUCGUUGGCUGCCGUGAUUGGGUUCAGCAUGGGCGGCCAGCAAGCUUACCACUGGGCCGCCAUGUAUCCAGAUUUCGUGCAGCGCGUGGUGGCCAUCUGUUCGAGCGCACGCACGUCAGCCCACAACUACGCUUUCCUCGAAGGACCCAUCGCUGCCCUGACCAACAGCAUCGACUAUGUGGCCUGGCGUGCGAUGAAGGACAAGCUGGCUCGCGGCGAGGAUGUUGGCCAGAAUCUCCGCGAGCUGCUUCCCAAGAAGGGUAUCAAGGCCUUUGCUCGUACCUAUGCAGCCUGGCUGACCAGCGCUGCCUGGUUCCGUGAUCGUGAAUGGAACAGAGGGUCGUUUGGGUUUGCCAGUCUUGACGCCUGGAUGUCGGCUCGCGAGGACGGCUAUGUCAUCUGGGAUGCACAGGAUCUGUUGGCUCUGGCGAGGAUGUGGCAGUUGGGCGACAUUGGCUUGGUGGCUUCUAAUGCCGCCACAACCUUGGGAUAUGCUGUCCCUGAUGAUGAGGCUUUGCACGAUGCGUUGAAGAACAUCCGCGCACGUGUCUUGCUCAUGCCCUGUCGCAGCGACCAGUAUUUCCCUCCAGAGGACUCCGAGUUGGAAGCACAAUACCUCGCAAAUGCCACGGUCGACGUCAUUGAGAGCUCUUGGGGACAUAUUGCAGGAGGAGGGGCCAGUGCGAAAGACGCACAAUUCAUGAAUGAGCGCAUCAAACGGUUCUUAAGGGAGCAGUAAUCCUCUCAGGACUCACAGAAUUAUGAAUGAAAAGAUUGGAACGAGGAUGAACUCCUACAUGCAAUGCAUUCAUCCCGGCUAUUUUAUCAAAUGCUCUCGUAUCGUCGAGCAUGCUACUGUUGAAAGCUAACGAUAACCGCUUCAUGCGUCAAACAAAUAUAAU
Messenger RNA from Exophiala mesophila, 1378 nucleotides. RefSeq lists its product as uncharacterized. The record is from RefSeq and is a predicted model, not a curated record. Gene Ontology annotation, molecular function: acyltransferase activity, transferring groups other than amino-acyl groups. The transcript has a single exon. NCBI's taxonomy places the organism in Eukaryota, Fungi, Ascomycota, Eurotiomycetes, Chaetothyriales, Herpotrichiellaceae. Bases 115 to 1215 code for a protein of 366 amino acids. Gene Ontology annotation, biological process: biosynthetic process.